AUGGCUGGCAGGAGCGGUUGUGCGACCCCAGUGGUCCGCACGAUUCUACAGUAAUGUUUGCAGGCGAGGCUGCAGGUGAAGCCGCAGGACGAGCAACAACCGGCUCAAUGGGUUCAGGUCAAGUUCAGAGGCAUGGUGGUCUACGUUUGUUUUUUUAAAGGCGCAACAGAAGACAUCCUUCCCAAGAUGGUUUAGACGCCGCUCUACGUGCGCGUCUGCGAGUCGCCGUCAGGGAAGAUGGUUUCGCUGGCAGAGCUCCCGGGUAGCCUCCUGCUGGUCCCUCAGGCCCCGCUGGGCGGCAAAGCCAAAGGCAGGACAGUGCAGUACCACGACAACAUAGCCAAGGAGGACGGACUGCGGCUCUACUCCUGCUUGGAGGCUCUGUUUCGCCAGGAGGUGACGGCGCCUGGCCUGAGCGCUCAGCACGGGACGUACGGGAAUAGACAGAUUCUGCACAUCCAGGCCGAUGGACCUCACGCGCACCUGCUGGAAUUCUGAGAAAGGCUCUUCAUCCGUCUUGAGUUGGCUCCUCUUUGUGUCCCAAGAUUAUAAUCUGAAAGUAAAUCAGACGCUUGUCACGCUUUCUUUGACUGUAACCGUGCAUCACCCAACAGGCCCAGGAGAGCCCGUACCGGAUGACUGCGUCUGACGCUACCAUUGAUGAACGGAGGGCUGCAGUCCAUUCUUUUCUUUCAGAGGUCUUUACUUCAGUUUGUGCCACGUUUAAAUGUGGUUUGCUCAAUGUUCCUGACUCUGUGCUUUGCAGCAACUUGAUUUGUUGACCAAGUAUUGGCUAAGAGCAGGCGGGAUUGGGAGAGGGGGCUUGGGAGGAUUAGUCUUGAUUUUAGGUAGGAAGACAGAUAUGUCUGACAAAUGAUGGACAAUGGAUUUUCAGCGAGGCGUUGCUUUUAAAUUCAUUGAUUCUGACAUACCCUGGCGCAAAAAUAAAAAAUCUUAUGGGGACAUGACUCAUUUUUCCAGAAUUUAUCAAGUGUUAACAUUCUGUAUGAAUUUUGUCCUUCAGAAUAAUCACCUUGUGCAGACCAAAUAACAUUCAUGUGACAACACAAUGAAUAAAUCCCAGUCAAAAGCCUG
Messenger RNA from Syngnathus typhle (broad-nosed pipefish), 1095 nucleotides. It is a transcript of the gene dtd2, whose product is annotated as D-aminoacyl-tRNA deacylase 2. Gene Ontology annotation, biological process: tRNA metabolic process. The record is from RefSeq and is a predicted model, not a curated record. Gene Ontology annotation, molecular function: D-tyrosyl-tRNA(Tyr) deacylase activity. Gene Ontology annotation, cellular component: cytoplasm. Lineage: Eukaryota; Metazoa; Chordata; Actinopteri; Syngnathiformes; Syngnathidae.